This is a messenger RNA of Thamnophis elegans (Western terrestrial garter snake), 3511 nucleotides long. RefSeq names its product CD200 receptor 1 (gene CD200R1). Gene Ontology annotation, biological process: regulation of neuroinflammatory response. Gene Ontology annotation, cellular component: external side of plasma membrane. Gene Ontology annotation, molecular function: signaling receptor activity. Bases 131 to 1054 code for a protein of 307 amino acids. The transcript has 6 exons. Lineage: Eukaryota; Metazoa; Chordata; Lepidosauria; Squamata; Natricidae. The record is from RefSeq and is a predicted model, not a curated record.
UGAAAGGAUGUUAAAAGCAGGAGAAAGAUGCCAUCCGGAAUUUUAAAAAAUGUUCACCAAAAGAUGCUCAUGAGUACAACAAAUAGUUGUACAAUAGAAUGGGUCAAAUAGAGAAACAAUUGUGUGAACCAUGGAAGCAAAAUGCAGUGAUUUUAUUAUGAAGAUUUGGGGUGCUGGGGCCCUUCUCACUAUUAUGAUGGCCAUGGCAGUAUCUGAUAAAUUCAGUAAAUAUGCAAAGCUUGGAACAGCCAUUGAAUUGCACUGUCCUCCAGAAAGAUAUAAUCUGACAGUAUGGAAGGUGAACUUUAACAACGGACAGCAUUGUCAUUUGUCAUUUAAGAGAGAGAACAAUACCAUAGCCAGAAACUGCAAUAUGGACUUUAUAGAUUGGGUAUCUAGACCAGAAGAAGAUUCUGCUGUUCAGAUAAAAUCAUUUCAAAUGUCCAGUGAAGGAAUAUAUAGAUGUUUCAUUGCUACUGCGAAAGGAACGUUAAGCCAUGAAUAUGAAGUAUCUUUAUCAGUGUCUCCACAAGUGUCCUUGACUCAUGCCAAUGGCACUGCUGUGUGCAAGGCAGCUGCAGGAAAGCCAGCUGCGGGGAUAUCCUGGAAUCCACCAGGAGACUCUCAAAUUGUGAUUGAAAUAUUGCCAAAUGACACAAAAACCGUCAUCAGUACAUAUAAUAUGAAAAAUGUUAAUGAGGAUAAGCUUACAUGCAUCAUCUCCCAUCCUACUGGGGGAAAGUCACUUAUCUUAACUCUAUCAGUUUUCUCAGAUAUUAAUGAAAAAAAGGAAAGUUCUACCAUGAUAAUUCUCUAUAGCUGUCUUACUGGUCUUUUGGGAAUACUUGGAUUUUCACUUUCCAUCUAUCUCUGGAGGUUCUGUGGAAGCAGCAAAAGAAAAAUCCCUGCAACUACAAAUAUAGAAACAGUUUCAGAACAAACCAUCCAGGAAAAUGAUGUGGAACCAUAUGCCAUCUUUGUGCAAGUGGAAAAUGUAUUAUAUGAUAAAGCAUGUAAUUUCUCAUCAGGUUAUGAUCUUUCAUCUUCAACGUAAGACAGCAUCAGAUCUGAACUGAGAGGAGAAGUAUGUAAGGGCAAAAUGUGUUAAUUACAGUGAAUGGCAACUUAUUUUUUUCUCCAAUUUCUUGGAGACUACCUGAACAUGUCUCUGCAGUUUUUCUGGCAAAAUUUUUCAGAAAUGGUCUGCCAUGACUGUUUUCAUGUUCUCAAGAUCACCAAGCUGGCUAAUUGAUGCUGAAGGUAGGACUAGAACUCGGUUUCUUCUAGCAUGAUGCCUUGAUCACUACAUCAGACUGGCUCAACAUGAAUGGCAAUGGCAGUAACUUUAAACCAAUCUUUCCACUGGACAUGAGGAUAUUUGCAUAAAUAAGUAACUAUUUCUCUUUAAUCACCACAGAUUCUUCUAAGAACUUUACUGGCCUCUUCUGUACCAGGCACUUUUUCCUCACAAAGAUUAAAAUAUCAGUUUAGAAAGCUGAUAUGAAAGUCAUAAAAAGUGGAUAUUCUUCUACUAUAAUUCUGCUUAAGAGUGAGCUGAAUUUGAAGAGCUCUGAGAAUCAACUAACCACAAGAUUAUUAUUCAAGAAAAAUUUAUACUGAAACCUGGUUUGCUUCCUCUCUCUGGAUAUGUCUAGUUUUCUAUACUCACACACUGCAAUCAAACACCUGCAAUUUUUAAGCAUUAAGUUUAGUUUGUUGCCUUUCAGAAAGCAUGAAAAAAGCCUUACUGAGAUUUUGUAGACUUUUGCACAGACUGCCUGCCUGUUUGUUUGUUUUUUACAGUGGAUAAGAUUAAUAUUAUUUGAAGUGAUUCAAGAAGCACACAAUAUACUCUAAAUGACUUGACAUUUACAGUCAGAAUAAGUGAAGAUAGUGGAAAGAAUGCAUAAUUUGGUCAAAACAUUUUCCUUGAUGUUUGGUCUUGUUCUGGCAUUUUUGAAGUGUACGUAAUUACACAAAACUAAAUUAGGUUAACAGGAAGACUUAGGACAAUUACCCAUUAUAUGUAAACACAUAUAAAUGAACAUUAAUUGCUACUUUUGUAAGUGAGAUCAGUUUUGACAGAAUGUGAUUUUGAAUGUACAGAAAGCUCUAAAGGAGGAUAUACAGUGAGAUUUGUUUGGACUUAGAAUUUAAAUGAAUUUUUAAAAGUAGCUUACCAAUUUGAAAGGAAAGUCUGUUAGAAAAACAUUUUCACAAACAGAUACAUAACUAUAAAAGUAAUAUAACAUGCAAUUAGUUAAUUUGCUUGCAAAAAGUGUACACAACAUUAGGGAAAUUGCAUAUACAAUUCAUAUGAUAAAUGUGCAGCAAUCUAUGAUCUAAAUUUAUAGGAGGAAAAAUUAAACAUCAAAAGAAAACAAAGCACAUAGAUUCACCACCUGUAUUUUUCUCCCUCCACUGUUCAAAUACAUUGUUCAAAAUGGUUCCACAAAUGGCCUGCUUUCUUCUGAAGCCCUUCUGGAUAGAUAUAGGCUUGAAUUCUGGGAAGGAGAGUGGCAGAAUAUGGGAUGCAUGAAAAAAACAACAAACAAAAUAAGAGAAAAGCAGCCCUUUGAGAUGCCAGCAUAUUGUUAUGUCAACAAUAAUGAAAACACAUUAUUUGCCAAAGCACUGUUGCUGUGGUUGGAUUCAAACCUGACUUUCUACAACACUGUAUAUCAUAUCUGACUUAAAAGAGAUUAUUUUUUCUCUCUACAAAUGAUAUGAAUUCCAACUAUUUAUAUGGCAACCUCUGUACCUUUUCUACAGUAAAUGUUUGCACAGGAGACUCUCUCUCUCUCUCUCUCAAUCACCAUUAAAAGCCACUAGAUGGCAUAUUAGCCUGAUGUUCAAUUAAAUUUUGGGAAAUUCUCCAUGUAGAAGCCUGGGGGGGGGGAGGGGAUUCCUACAGAACUUUUGAGAAGGGAUUAUGAUAUUUCCCCCCCUCACCAUUGUUUCCCUCCAUGGCUUCCUAGACACAUUUGGCUAUGAAAGCUAAACUUAGAAAGUAGCUUUGUUUUAGUCAUGGUGAUAUUUGUUAGUACAUUGCAACAUUUCUUUGACAAUAUUAGUUAGAAAAUUCAUGAAACUCUCCUAUGUGAUGUAAGAAGAUUAUAGCAGUGAUGAUUCACAUUAUCACUAUAAUCAGUGAAUGACUAUAUGUUUUUCAUGGAAACCAAAGCGUUUCAAAUUGAGUUGAUUUUUAAAAAAAUGUAUAUCUUGCAGUUGCAAAAUUACUAAACAUUAUGCUUUGGAGGAGAAUGUGUGUCACCGCAAAUUGACAUUGAACUUGUUUUUCUUGGUUUUACUUUUUAGAGGAAAUGAAAUAAAUGAGCGGUUUUCCUAAACUCAGACAAAUAUCUGUGGAAGAACCAGGGCAUAUAGAUACCCAAAUAUACAUUAGAACCUGAAGAUAUUUUAAGGGUUUUUGAGGCCUGUAGAAGCAAUGGUGUCCAAUGUAAACCAAGACAACAGAUAAAUAAGGGUACUUAGGGAACUCAACUGUAUU